Messenger RNA from Trachymyrmex septentrionalis, 1410 nucleotides. RefSeq lists its product as uncharacterized. The coding region runs from base 247 to 627 and encodes 126 amino acids. NCBI's taxonomy places the organism in Eukaryota, Metazoa, Arthropoda, Insecta, Hymenoptera, Formicidae. The transcript is spliced from 4 exons. The record is from RefSeq and is a predicted model, not a curated record.
AUCGGCGCAAGAGGAAAGAGCGAGUAUACGCGACACGCGAUUGUAUCGAGUUGGAAGUCUGUAUCAGUGAUAGAAAAGGCAGAAAGAAAUAAUCCUCUCGGUAAACGUGCGAGAUAUAGAGAGGGAAGAGGCAACAAGUGUGUGACAAUCGGUGUCAGAACUAAAUUACUCGUGGUAUAAACGUAGGCGAUUAUCUUUAAUUAGCUUUCACUCGUUUCACAUUAAUUAAUUGUGGUGCGCGUGAAGAUGAAUCUAUCAGUCAGCACGCCGAUUGUAUGCGUUCUGCUCGUGACUCUGCUGUCGGAGACGGCGCACGCCAGGCCGCCACAGUGGCUUCUGAGUCGGCAGAAACGCCUUUCUGAUCAAAGACUCGCCGAACUCGAGACACUUAUAGCGCUGCAAAAUGUGAAGGGCGUCGUGGUUCCCGUAGGAUUCGGAAAAGUGAACCCAGCUGUCUUAGGCCGUAAACGGAGAUCCAUCUCGGAGGAUAAUCUUCGAAAAUUGCAACAUUUCCUACUACUCAUUACUCAAGGCUCGGAAUCAACCGUGGACCAAUCUGACCAGAAUCGUCCCUUAAUGUGGAAGGAGGAUUCGCGGGAGGAGCAAAGGGACUACCAAUUGAUUUAAUUCAUAUACUUGGUGUAGCUCGAGAAUGAGGCGAAAGUCAGGAAAGAGAAGCGGAGGACAGACAACUGGGGGAGAAAGAGCGUGCUAGAGACAAAAGAGAAAGAGAUAGUGAAAUAAGAGAGAAGGAGGAAGUAGAGUAUAAUUAAAAAGAUACAUACAUAUACACGAACACACACAUACAUACACACACAUACAUGCGUACACGCACAUUUAAUUUGAUCUCUCAGCCGUGAUCCGUCGACAGCGUACUAUUACGGAUAGCCUCCGUCCGAGAGCUUCCAAUUUUCUUAUUAAUUUACGCCUUAUUUAAGAAAUAAGUAAUCUAUUGACAAGCAUAGGAAAUGUACGUUACAUGCGUGCUUAAGAUUUAAACGGCAACAGCGGGAGAUAACGAAAGCGUACAGCAAAUUACUGUGCAAAGUGCCGAUGUCCUUGGGGGGAAAAACGGCACGAUCGUAUCCAGACUGCGUUCUUUAUUUAAGUAUUCGAGGCUUAACGAGAAAACAGUAUUUUACAUGUGAACGCCGUUGUAGUAUUCGCGUAUAAUGUGUAAUUCGCAAGAUUCAUUCUCAACACUUGGAUGUUUUUUGCCAGCGAAUUCAAGAUCAUAUUUAGAUCAUACUGAGUUUUCAUUUGUAUUUAGUCGGUUAUCACUUUCAUUGUAUGAAACACUUAGAUCUUCUCAUAAAAAGACAAAUAAUUAUUCCUAUCGCACUCAGAAAAAAAGGACAUAGUGAUAGCAAUUACACGUAUAAGACAAUCAUACAAGUUUUAUGUAUGUAU